Molecule: messenger RNA, 1038 nt
Organism: Oxyura jamaicensis (ruddy duck)
Lineage: Eukaryota; Metazoa; Chordata; Aves; Anseriformes; Anatidae
Product: inositol 1,4,5-trisphosphate receptor-interacting protein-like 1
Exons: 1
Coding region: 1-1038 (345 amino acids)
Cellular component (GO): membrane
Source: RefSeq, a predicted model, not a curated record
AUGGCUCGCCUGAUCUUCCUCGCCCUGGCUGUGCUGGGCAUUGUCCAGAAGCCGUGGUUCAUGGAUGAUCACGUGGAUGAUGACGGGAACGAGCAAAUGCAGCAGCAUGCAGAGCAGCUGAUUGAAGGCAUGGCUCAGCUGCUGCAAGAGAUGGAGGAGAGGAGCCAGGAGCAGAGCGGGGUGGCCCUGGGAGCUCUGCUCUUCACUGCAUUGCAGCAGUGGCAGCUCUGGGCUUUGGUUGAGCUCCUUGUCCUGAUCUUUGGGCUCUGCCGCUGGCUGAGGAAACGGAGCUGUGAGACGGGCAGCAGCAGCGAACGAAGCAGCUCUACAAGGAAGGAGGAGGACAACGAGGGCACAGACGAAGACAGUGACUCUGAUGACAGCUGGGAUCUGGGCAGAGUUUGGGCCGAUCACACCCAGUGGCCGGCGCCGUACAUGGCUGACAAGUGCAAGGUGGUGGAGGAGCUGGUGGAGGAACUUCUUGGUGCCUGCCGAGGGCUCUCCCGGAACUGUCUCUUCAACCCACGGCUGCAGCCGGCCAUCGGCGUGGGCUGCCUCUACGAAGGCUGGAGUGCCCGGGAGGACAACGUCCUUUACCGCCUGCUCGUGCCCCUGAGGCCUCCCCCUGGGCACGCCUUCCACCCGGAGCUGGGUGCAGAAGGGGAGACGGCAGCGAAGAACCCAGGCCUGCGUGUGGAGCUGGAGUGCACCUGUGCGAGGGAGCGGCUGGUGGGGGACAUAAUGUGCUUCCUCCACCACCCCGAGGACGAGCUGAGGAGAAGACAGGAGCCCAGCCUGCUGCGCACCCUCUGCACCGGCUCCUACCUGGAUGUGGAGAAAACCACCCGCUGGUUCCAGGCCUUGGUGAAAGCAGCCUGGGAGCUUCUGCCGCAGUCACGCCACUGCCGCCUGACGGUGCUGCCCUCCCGCCGCUCCUGCAAGAUCAAGCUGUCCAGCGCCUCCGAGAGCACCCUCUCCAUCGAGUUCACACUUGGGGUGCAGAUAGAAGACUCGGACUCCUUCCUGAGCCUGGAGUAG